Plasmopara halstedii is the source of this 357-nucleotide messenger RNA. RefSeq lists its product as uncharacterized. NCBI's taxonomy places the organism in Eukaryota, Oomycota, Peronosporomycetes, Peronosporales, Peronosporaceae. The coding region runs from base 1 to 357 and encodes 118 amino acids. The transcript has a single exon. The record is from RefSeq and is a predicted model, not a curated record.
AUGACCCUCGCGGAUCAAAGGUUAUAUUUUUCGUUUAACACGGCACUCACCGCAGCCUCGAAUCAGGGAAAGCGUACGAUGAAGUCCUAUGGGCGAGCCGAACCACCUUCAGGAAUUGGGCAUCUGUUGUCAACUUGGGUACAGGACAAUAAAUUAGCUUAUGAAAUGGUUCCGGGAGAUGGCGAAGCUGGUGGCCUGGGACCUGAUAGCGGUUACGUAGAUAUUCACAUGCUACGAAUAAGCUAUGCCUCCACAAAGACCAAACCUUGUGUCGAUGGAAGCACUACCACCUUUCACAGAGCUCGAUUAAUCGAGAUUGCUUUUGUGAAGCAUUUAGUGAGUCUACUAGAGAGAUAA